AUGGGCAAGCAAGAGGAGAUUGUGCGGAUAACCCGCCACCUGGAUAAGCUAGUGACCAAGAAAAGCACGGAGGGAGCUUUGGACCUGCUCCGAGAGCUGAAGGCCAUACCUAUCACAUUGCAGCUGCUCAGGUCCACCCGUGUGUUUAUGUCUGUCAAGGCCUUGCAGAAGCAGAGCUCGGAUAAAGAGGUUAUUGCACUGGCCAAGUCCCUCAUCAAGUCCUGGAAGAAGCUCCUGAAGACUUCAGAUGCCAAAGCCAGCAAUUUUGAGAGAGACGCGCCUCUGCCCAUGUCUUCAAAGGAUGCCUCUGAGGUCACAGAUCCCAGCCCCAAGAAGUCAGAGCAGCCGAGAAUGCCGACCACCCCAAGGAUCACCGCGUUCCUCCCAGGGUCUGUCACCUGUGAUGCCAUUCGCAGCAAGUGCUGUGAGAUGCUGACUGCUGCCCUGCAGAAGGAUCUUGACUAUGUGGCCCUCGGUGCGGACUGUGAGAGCCUGUCAGCACAGAUUGAGGAAAGUAUCUUCCGUGACAUCGGGAACACAGACGGGAAGUACAAGAACCGCGUGCGUAGUCGCAUCUUCAACCUGAGGGAUGCCAAGAACCCUGACCUGCGACGGAAAGUGCUGCGCGGAGUCAUAACGCCCCAGCAGAUCGCUGUGAUGACGGCGGAGGAGAUGGCAAGCGACGAGAUGAAGGAGAUACGAAAAGCCAUGACUAGGGAGGCCAUCCGCAAACAUCAGAAAGCCCGCACUGGCGGCACGCAAACAGACCUGAUUACCUGUGGCAAGUGCAGUGGGAAGAGUUGCACCUACACUCAGGCCCAAACCCGCAGCUCUGAUGAGCCCAUGACCACCUUCGUCCUCUGCAACGAGUGUGGAAACCGCUGGAAAUUCUGCUGA
This is a messenger RNA of Tupaia belangeri chinensis (Chinese tree shrew), 897 nucleotides long. RefSeq names its product transcription elongation factor A protein 2. Gene Ontology annotation, biological process: transcription elongation by RNA polymerase II; DNA-templated transcription. The coding region runs from base 1 to 897 and encodes 298 amino acids. Gene Ontology annotation, molecular function: zinc ion binding; nucleic acid binding. The record is from RefSeq and is a predicted model, not a curated record. Gene Ontology annotation, cellular component: nucleus. The transcript has a single exon. NCBI's taxonomy places the organism in Eukaryota, Metazoa, Chordata, Mammalia, Scandentia, Tupaiidae.